This is a messenger RNA of Contarinia nasturtii (swede midge), 859 nucleotides long. RefSeq names its product lipoma-preferred partner homolog. The transcript has 5 exons. Bases 65 to 808 code for a protein of 247 amino acids. Lineage: Eukaryota; Metazoa; Arthropoda; Insecta; Diptera; Cecidomyiidae. The record is from RefSeq and is a predicted model, not a curated record.
UAAUUCAAUACCAAACACACUGCAUACUUUUUUAUUGAUUUUGUACGGACAUAUAAAUCCAACGAUGAAUUAUUUGAGCGGACAAAUUAAUUUAUUUGGAAUUGUGUUCAAUAUAUUAUUACUAACCUUCAAUGCAAUUGCAUGGCAGGUACCUGAAGUUAAUUAUCAAGCAUCAUUUUUAGCAAAUACAGGGUUUGAGACUCCUUCAUAUCCCACAGUAAAUUAUCAAGUGCCAGUUUUACCAGUACCGCCAGUGUCUACUUAUCCAGCGAUAAACUAUCAACCACCUGUGUACACAUCAUCAUGGCAAGAAAGUCAAAAGUCUGGUUCAACAGGUUAUCAAGGACCAAUGUUAACACCAGCAUAUGGUGGAAGAAAUAAUGCUUAUCCGAUCGCUUCUAAUGUUGGAUCCAAUAAUUCGCCUUCGGUGCAAAGGCCAAAUUAUGGUUAUGCUUAUACACCACAACAAGCAUAUGCACCAAACUAUGAUUAUGGGCCCAGAAACUACAAUUAUCCGAAUCCAACCUACGCUGCAUCCAAUCAUGGUUCAAGAAGUUAUGAUUAUCCAAGAUCGCAUUCGAGUCCAGUGCAAAAUAUACAUACACCCAACUAUGAUCAAACCUAUCCCGCUUCGCUACAUUUUGGAUCAAAUCCAAUGGCAAAUCAAGGGCCAGUAUCAAAUCAUGCAUUCGGUCCAAAUGAAUCUCAUGUGGAAUCAAAUCAAGUUUUUGAUCAAAGAAAUUAUGGAUUUUCUAGUGCAAGUCGGCAUGAAACAAACACCCAACCACUUAUAGGAGAUGUAUAUUAAAAAAAUUCAAUAAAGAACACUCCAAAAAUUAUUUUAGUGCUAAUUCCUCAU